AUGAUUGAUGUGCCACUCCAAAUGUGGAAUUUUCAUGAUACUCCACAUCGUACGAACAAUAUUUGUGAGGCUUUUCACAGCCGAUUGAAUAGACGUAUUGAACGUUCCCAUUCAAAUAUAUGGUCUUUCAUCAAUUGUCUUAUCGGUGAAGAAUGCCGGUUUCAACACUUAUAUAGUCAAAUUAAUGCUGGUACACAACAACUGCCAAAAGCAAAGGCAGCUGAUACAAUGCAAAAGCGAAUCGAGACUUUAAAUAGUCGAUAUAACAAUCAGGAUAUCAAUGGUCAACAAUUGUUAAAUGCCUUAUCAUUAUUGGCCGGAAGGAAAAAGUAA
Messenger RNA from Adineta ricciae, 333 nucleotides. Lineage: Eukaryota; Metazoa; Rotifera; Eurotatoria; Adinetida; Adinetidae. The record is from the annotation of a GenBank genome assembly.